CGCUCCGAGGGGACGAGAAGGCGGUGGCAGCAGGGAGAGAAGAUCUGUUCGGACUACUGAGCCGUCGGCUCCCGAGUUUCCCCGAGCCUAUUUGGCCGCACCACAGAAACUGCGGGCCGUGAACACCAUGGCUAGCGAGAUCGACAACCUGAACAGCCACGAAGCAAAGACGGUAUGCGAGGCGUUGGGGCGCUAUGAAGACACGUUGCGAGGCGCUGUUCGGGAGAUCCAUGUGGACAUUCAGGUGUUCAAGCAAGGCGUGAGUCGGCAGGUGGAUGAGGUGCUGCGCCUCGCUAGCCCCCUGGCUCGCACCGUCUCAGAGCUGCAGCAGGAGAACCAACGCCUGAGGGUGCAGCUGGAGCGUCUUGCUCGGCAGGUGGAGGCCCUUAGCCGGUCGGCGGGGCUGCCGCAAGAGUGGCAGGACGAGGCAGAGAGGAGCCCUCCAGCUGUGGGACCCAGCUCUCCAGUGCCGGCUUUUUCUGCAGACAGGUUCUCCACCCUUGCGAAGCUAGCAGUGUCUGGUCGGAGCCAAAGUGUAGACCUGGAUGACCACCACAAACCUGAGUUUAGAAGAGUUUGUAGUUCUUCCAUCAUUGAAAAUGGGCAUCAGUCUUCAUCAGGUCAGGCAAAAGCCUCCCAUGAGCUGACCUCUUCUUAUAUGUCAGACUCUUCCCCUGAGGCCCAUGCUCCUGCAAUGACCUUACAGAUGCCCCACCUUCCUGUUACUGCAGUAACCAGAACAUCAGAGAAGUUUUCAGGAGAAACUGUUCAUUCAGCAGGAACAACUAGUGCAUCCACUGGCCUGCUUGGGCAAAACCAGAGCAAAAAUGAGAUGGCAUUGAAAACUUCUAACCAGUCAGUGAAUGCCACGUCUGUCACUAAGCCUGUCUCUACUGCAAGCUAUGAAGCAAGUAGUGGAAACAAAACUGGUGAAAGUGCAACUGAUAGUUACUGUGGUGUGACACCCAAGCCUCACUCCUCUCCUCCUACUGUACAUCGUCAAGUUGAAAGAAGGCGAGAACUGGUACGGUCUCAGACACUUCCACGAACUACAGGAACACAGGCCAGGAAAGCACUUUUUGAGAAAUUUGAGCAAGACAGUGGAAAAGGAAAAGGACAAUCCAGACCUAAACUGAAGAGAUCACAGAGUUUUGGGGUUGCCAGCGCUAGCAGCAUUAAGCAAAUUUUGUUAGACUGGUGUCGCUCAAAAACCAUAGGAUACAAGCACAUUGAUCUCCAGAACUUCUCCUCAAGCUGGAAUGAUGGGAUGGCAUUCUGUGCUCUUGUACAUUCUUUCUUUCCUGAAACUUUUGAUUAUAAUAAGCUUGAUCCAGCUAACCGCAAGCAGAACUUUGAGCUGGCUUUCACCAUGGCUGAGAAAAUGGCUCACUGUGAUCGUCUGAUAGAAGUGGAUGACAUGAUGAUGAUGGGCCACAAGCCAGACCCCAUGUGUGUCUUCACUUAUGUCCAAUCUCUGUAUAAUCAUCUACGACGCUUUGAGUAAAACCAUCACCACC
Messenger RNA from Lagopus muta (rock ptarmigan), 1517 nucleotides. It is a transcript of the gene SMTNL2, whose product is annotated as smoothelin like 2. The record is from RefSeq and is a predicted model, not a curated record. The coding region runs from base 128 to 1504 and encodes 458 amino acids. Gene Ontology annotation, biological process: actin cytoskeleton organization; positive regulation of vasoconstriction. Lineage: Eukaryota; Metazoa; Chordata; Aves; Galliformes; Phasianidae. Gene Ontology annotation, molecular function: tropomyosin binding; protein phosphatase 1 binding. Gene Ontology annotation, cellular component: filamentous actin; M band; microtubule organizing center. The transcript is spliced from 8 exons.